AUGCCAGUCACCAAGAAGUCGGGGAAAUCGCAUUCACCCUCCAAAAAUUUGCAAGCCAACAAUUCUAACGAUGUGGUCCACGCAUCACAACACCGGCCAGUAGUUCCUCCAGGUCGCCACAAGAUUGCUCCACAUGGUCAUCAGAGAGCCCUGAAUACCCUGCAUCGGGAUAACAGAGUCUCAAAAGAUAUCAGUCAGAAAACUCCCAAGAGAUCUACCUACGAUUCCAACAGUCGAAAUGGAUCCGGUCGUGAUACGCAAAAUAUCGGACAUCGAUCCAACAUCAUGAUACACCAGAUGCCAGCUACAGGAUCAAGCUAUGCACAUCCUCACGUGCAUCAAGGUAUCAAAGGUUGUCAAGGCAUCAAUCCAAAGGUUCUCGAGAAGUCCAUCGAUAACUUGAAACGCUCAGAUGGAUUUGGACCUAGCAUGCAGCAUAUCGACCACCAUAGCAACAACAUGAUCCCUCAGCCGCCUGUGCCCGCUCCAAACUAUGCGAUUCCUUAUAUGCACCAGGGUCGGGACGUUGCGCAGCAUCAUGACCAAGUUGUCCCUUUUAACUCGCAAAAUCCAAUCCGACCAAGAUACCCCCCGAUUCUAAACUUGACCGGUACGCUUCAACGACCUCACGGAAUGAGACCAGAUGCGCCUCCACAGUUUCCUGUCCCAUUGGGCCAGCCAAACGUACCACAUCCCGCUCCCAUGCCACAGCAGCGUGUGCAGCAUCCACCGUACGUGGGCGUGGGUAUGCCAUCGCUCACGGGUCCAAGUGGAGUGCAACAUCUCAAUGCUGAACACCCUGGCCUGGGUGCGGUGAUAAACCAUAAUGGCCCUCAGCACCAGAUGGGUGUAGGACAUCUGCAAACCCCUGCUCCUCACGACAUCCAGAGUGGCAUCAAUAUGCCAUCACAUCCUGGACCAAAUAGUACGCAACAUGCCAAUACACAACAUCUUAACCCAGGCAUGGUGAUCAGCGGUGCCGAGCAUCGUCAUAUAAGAGGGAAAUUUCCACAUCCUGUUAAUGAUGGAGAAAAUAUGCGUCGAUCUCCACAGUCAACUAGGAUGAUGCUGCAGGUUAAGACAGGACAUGCUAGCAUGAGGACAGUGACUGAAGGCCCCGAGCAUGCUCAGAUGGGAAAUGGGCUUUCAAUAGUCAUGCCUCCUCCCCGUACAGGUCCCCAUGGCCUAAGCAUGUCACCGAGUCCAGAGUCAAGGGGAUUGCAACAUGUGAAUGAGCAAGUUCCCAACACGGAUACAAUGGUGAAUGGCCCUGGCCAUCAUCAGAACAUCGAAGCACCCUGGCAACCCGCUGGUCCACACCACCACCACCAUCACAAUGGUGUGAAUAUGCCACCAGAUCCAAAGCCUCGCGCCCCAGGACGCCAUCACAGAGGUGCAAUGAAUGGGAUGGUGAGUGAUACGGCUCAUCGAAUGAGGGGAGGGCCUCCAUAUCCCCCCGCUCCGCACCACCCUGUUAACGACAGUGUUAAUAUUCCUAUUCAGCUUGAAGACAAUGCAUUACGCCCUAAUCAGAACCCGUUGAAUUGGACGAUGAAUGGUUCUGGGGACCCUCAGAAGGGUGUAGGCCAUCCUCAUCAGAAUCCAUAUCCGUCCACGGCUCAAAAUAUGCCACCCCCGGAUCCACGUUUUGGUUUCCAGCCACCUAGAGGUCAACUUAGUGUCCCUAACGGCAUGGGAAUGGACAUGGGCAUGGGCAUGGCAGCUUUUUCUCCGGCGGCCAAUAAAAUGCAACAGCCAAAAGCAGAGCAUUAUAACCCGAACGCGGCACCAGUGGAGGUUGAAAAUAACAAAAUGGGAGUAGAGCCUCCAUACCUGUACAUGGCUCAAAACCCGCCAGCCACAAAUCAACAGUUCUGUUUACAGCCGGUUGUACACCCGUAUGUUGCCAACACCAGUAUGGGCAUGGCAGCUCAUCCAAUGGUAAAUGACAUGCAACAGCCAAACGUACCGCAUCCUCCACUGGGGAGUGGGCUCCGGACUACACAAGGUGUUUCGAGCUUCGACUUUAACGUCUCGAACCUCGACCCGCCGCAUAUCAACCAAGGGAUAUUCCCUAACCAAAUGGGUGCAGGUAUGGGCACGCAUAAUCACACCCAACCUGCACCAUCUGAUGUUCGGGCCCCUAGUGGGCCUUCGGGUGCUGGGGUUUUCGAUCCCAAGAACGAUGGGCAUUCCAAACGGCGGCCUCUGUUACCAAGACCGACAGCAACGGGCACGGGGGGUGGGGGUCCUUCUCAUGGAACGGCCGCAGGCCUUCCUCCAAGUCCUAAGACGGCUGCUUUCCAAAACGAACCGGUAGAUAUUCUAAGUCUUCUUUUUCCGUCCGCUACUAAUUCGAAUAUCGCACAUACCAAUACUGGAGCGGAUCUUGGUCUGGAUAUAGGUCCCGGGACCUUUGGGAACAAUGGAGCUGUCCGUCCAGAGGAUAAUAUGCACCCUCAGCCUCCGCAUACUGCUCCAGAUGUCCCUAAUGUCCAGAAGCUGGAUCACUUUCUUGGAACAGAUUUCGCGAAUUUUGCGAACGACGAACUCAUGCGCAUGGUUGACGAUUUCGAAAUGGUGCAACCGCUCGCUGAAACAUUGAAACCACAACAGGUCAAUAGCGAUAUUCCCCCAAAUGUCGGUGGAAACCGCAGAGAAACCGAAGCAGCCUUAAUCUUAACCAAACCACGAGAGAAGCGAAGAGAGAAGGACAGGGUUUCCCAUGAUCCCAACGUCCAACAGACAAACGCAGAAUCCUCAAGAGCAGCCACAAGUUCUGGGAAACGUUCAGGACCACACCAAUCGCAGAUCGGAGGCAAACAUUCGAAUCAGGAUGGGGAUCACAAGACGUCCGAACCCCUGGUGCCCCCGUGGACCGAGGACGGGACGGAAUCUGCGGAUAGUUUUUUAAGGAGAGUUUUCGCGCAUCUGAAUGACGAUCAUCAGUCACAGCAAGAACGAGAGGCUCAGCUAAGAGGAGUACAUAUGAGUGAUAUUCAGCCUCAAAUGGACGACGGAUACAACUAG
Paracoccidioides lutzii Pb01 is the source of this 3030-nucleotide messenger RNA. RefSeq lists its product as hypothetical. Bases 1 to 3030 code for a protein of 1009 amino acids. The transcript has a single exon. The record is from RefSeq and is a predicted model, not a curated record.